AUGCGUCUGUUCAACCUCGUUCUCUCCUCUGCGGCAAUUGCUGCUGCUCUCCCCACCCCGGAGACUUCCGAAGGCAACCAAUCCCAGCCCUUCACUCCUAAUGGUCUUGCACCUUGGAACGCCGGGGCUGUGACUCAAUUCCCCAUCCACUCAAGCUGCAAUGCAACCCAGCGUCGCCAGAUUGAGCUAGGUCUUAACGAGACUAUUACUCUGGCUCAACAUGCCAAGGACCAUAUCUUGAGAUGGAGAAAUGAGAGUGCGAUAUACCAGAAGUAUUUCAGUGAUCGUCCAUCCAUGGAAGCCAUCGGUGCAUUUGAUAUCGUUAUCAACGGGGACAAGAAAGACGUUUUGUUCCGUUGUGACAACCCAGAUGGAAACUGCAACAAUGAAGGCUGGGCUGGACACUGGCGUGGCGAAAACGGCACGGAUGAGACUGUCAUCUGUGACUUGAGCUACGAGACUCGUCGUUCUCUCUCAACAAUGUGUGGCCUUGGAUACACAGUCUCGGAGUCUGAGACCAACACCUUCUGGGCCGGUGAUCUCCUGCACCGCCUGUACCAUGUUUCUGCCAUCGGACAGAACUGGAUCGACCAUUUCGCAGACGGAUAUGAAGAGGUCGUUGACCUGGCGAAGACGAAUGCGACGCUGACGACCCGCGACUCCGAGACCCUUCAGUACUUCGCACUGGAGGCAUAUGCUUUCGACAUUGCUGUGCCGGGAGUUGGCUGCCCAGGUGUCCAGCAUGAGCAUGAGCAUGAUGAACCCGAGGCUACUAGUCAGCCAACUCCUACUGCAACAGCUACUGAUGCUCCUUCGACAACUGCCGAAGUCCCUGCCAACUGUCACACCCAUGACGGAGGCGUGCUCCACUGCACUUAA
Penicillium egyptiacum is the source of this 879-nucleotide messenger RNA. Lineage: Eukaryota; Fungi; Ascomycota; Eurotiomycetes; Eurotiales; Aspergillaceae. The record is from the annotation of a GenBank genome assembly.